This is a messenger RNA of Entrophospora sp. SA101, 147 nucleotides long. The record is from the annotation of a GenBank genome assembly. NCBI's taxonomy places the organism in Eukaryota, Fungi, Glomeromycota, Glomeromycetes, Entrophosporales, Entrophosporaceae.
AUGUCAGUUCUUCUUGUUGUUGUUGACAAUAUUAUAGUAGUAUCGGAAUUAUCAGAUAGAGUAUCGGAGGUAUCUGCAUUAUAUUCACCUGUACAAUUACUAAUACCUCAAGAGGUCAUCAAAGAUGGUAAUUCACGAGAAUCAUAA